CUGCAUGUCCUAUUUACCGAGCUAGAAGGCAUAUCGGACCUCUAUGCGGAGACAGCCGCAGUAUACGAGGUGGUUAGAGAGAUUAUUAAACAGGCCUACGAAAUCCCCCUGGCCAUUCUUAGGGCAGCUCUUCAGAGCUCGAUACUAGAACUAACCUUGAAGCAGUACCUGCCAGAAGCAAUUGGCAAGCUGGGCGCCUAUUACUCUGCUACCUUCGAGCUUAUUUGUGCUGCGAGGGAUAGUACGUACCGCGUAUUUCAGGUGGAGCCCUUCCAGAUCCAGAUGCCCGCCUCUCUCAAGGAAUCACCCUAG
Messenger RNA from Hyaloscypha bicolor E, 312 nucleotides. RefSeq lists its product as uncharacterized. The annotation marks the transcript as partial. NCBI's taxonomy places the organism in Eukaryota, Fungi, Ascomycota, Leotiomycetes, Helotiales, Hyaloscyphaceae. The transcript has a single exon. The record is from RefSeq and is a predicted model, not a curated record.